AUGGCUGAUGAGGCGGGCGCUGUCUACGUGGUAGUAGAGGUGCUCAUCGCUGUGGCGUGCUGCCUGGGUAACGCACUGGUCAUUUGGGCGGUGUGGGCCAACAGCUCCCUACACCAGCCUACCUUCUGCUUUAUAGCAUCGCUGGCAAUCGCCGACUUCCUGGUAGGCGCGGUGGCCAUCCCAGUGGCUGUGUUGGUGGAUGGACGGGUACAGAUGUCCUUCCACGGCUGCCUCUUCAUCAGCUGCGUCGAGGUGUUGGUUGUCCAGAGCUCCGUCGUCUUCCUUCUAGCCAUUGCUGUGGAUCGCCACCUCCGUGUCCACAUCCCCCUCAGGUACAAAGGGACGAUCACACAGAAGCGCACCUGGGUGGCCGUGGGAGCAUGCUGGCUGGUUUCCUGUGUGUUGGGGCUAACCCCCAUGUUCGGGUGGUAUAACCACGACACCCUGGCCUCGCUGGGCAACUCCACCACCAUUGUGUGUCAAUUCAUAGCUGUGAUCCCCAUGUCAUACUUGGUCUACUUCAAUUUCUUUGGGUGCAUCUUGCUCCCCCUGCUGGUCAUGGUGGCUCUGUACGCCCAUCUCUUCCACACCAUCAGGAUGCGCCUUAUGGAGAGCAGGGCUCGGAAUGCUGAAUCGCAGGCCUACUAUGCCAAGGAGAAGAACCUGGCCAAGUCCCUCGCACUGGUCCUGCUUCUCUUUGCUGCCUGCUGGUUGCCGCUGUGCCUCAUGAACUGCAUGGCGUUCUUCGGCAACCCGGUCAACAUCCCCCAUGCCGUCUUCUACGUUGGGAUCGUUCUGUCUCACGCCAACUCAGCAGUGAACCCCAUCGUGUACGCUUUUAAGGUCCCCAAAAUCAGCAAGGCGUACCUGCAGAUCUGGAGCAGGUGUCCUCCCCAUUUGGUCCCUCAGAACCACUUGGGCCCUGAGAGCAACACCUGCGGGGACGCCACCAGUGCUGUCCAAAAUGACAACGAAGUGAAGACAAUGAAACAGGCAUUUUCAACAGUCUGGAUAAAUUUCAGAGCGAGCCACACCUGGAACAGUGAUCCACAUCUUAACCCCCACUCACAAACCAGCAUGCAGAGUUAG
Messenger RNA from Megalops cyprinoides (Indo-Pacific tarpon), 1089 nucleotides. RefSeq names its product adenosine receptor A3-like. Gene Ontology annotation, molecular function: G protein-coupled adenosine receptor activity. The record is from RefSeq and is a predicted model, not a curated record. Gene Ontology annotation, biological process: G protein-coupled adenosine receptor signaling pathway. Gene Ontology annotation, cellular component: membrane; dendrite; synapse. NCBI's taxonomy places the organism in Eukaryota, Metazoa, Chordata, Actinopteri, Elopiformes, Megalopidae. The coding region runs from base 1 to 1089 and encodes 362 amino acids. The transcript has 2 exons.